This is a messenger RNA of Dioszegia hungarica, 2583 nucleotides long. RefSeq names its product putative Dynamin protein dnm1. Gene Ontology annotation, cellular component: membrane; microtubule; mitochondrion. The transcript is spliced from 12 exons. The record is from RefSeq and is a predicted model, not a curated record. Gene Ontology annotation, biological process: mitochondrial fission; peroxisome fission. NCBI's taxonomy places the organism in Eukaryota, Fungi, Basidiomycota, Tremellomycetes, Tremellales, Bulleribasidiaceae. The coding region runs from base 1 to 2583 and encodes 860 amino acids. Gene Ontology annotation, molecular function: GTPase activity; microtubule binding; GTP binding.
AUGUCAAUGGACGGCGACCUCAUCGCCAUCGUCAACCGCCUACAGGACACAUUCAACCAUAUCGGCGGUGACGCGCUCGACCUCCCUCAGAUCGUCGUCGUCGGUUCUCAGUCGUCAGGCAAGUCGUCCGUGCUCGAGACCAUUGUCGGCCGGGAUUUCCUCCCGCGGGGACAAGGGAUCGUUACUCGUCGUCCGCUCGUCUUGCAGCUUAUCCACACCCCUGCUUCUGGCGCUGUCCCCUCGAAUGGGAAUGCGGACGGCUACCUCCCUAAUUUCGACGCCAAGGACCCCGCCGCUGGCGCUGGGAUCAUGCGCCCAGGCGGGAGUCGUAUGGGCGGCGGUAUGGGCAGUGGAGGUGCAGAGUAUGCAGAGUUUUUGCAUCUGAAUAGGAGGUUUACCGACUUUGAGGAGAUAAGGAAGGAGAUUGAGGCGGAGACGUAUCGUGUGGCGGGACAGAACAAGGGCGUAUCGAAAUUACCGAUCAACCUGAAGAUCUACGGUCCGGGGGUGCUCAAUUUGACAUUGGUGGAUCUGCCGGGAUUGACCAAGGUGCCUGUAGGGGACCAGCCGACCGAUAUUGAGCGGCAGAUUAAGAGUCUCGUUUUGGAUUAUAUCUCAAAGCCCAACUCCGUCAUCCUUGCCGUCUCCCCCGCCAACGUCGACCUCGCCAAUUCCGACUCACUCAAGCUCGCCCGGUCCGUCGACCCGCGCGGGUUGCGGACAUUGGGCGUCCUGACAAAACUCGACCUCAUGGACGCGGGCACGAACGCGCUCGAUAUCCUCACUGGCCGGACGUACCCCCUCAAGCUCGGCUUUGUCGGCGUCGUCAAUCGCAGUCAGCAGGAUAUCAUGUCGGAUGUCCCGAUGGAGGAUGCGCGCCGGAAAGAGGAGGAGUUCUUUAAGGGCCACCCGGUCUACAGGAAUCUGGCGCAUCGGUGUGGGACCAAAUUUUUGGCCAAGACGUUGAAUGGGGUGCUUAUGGCUCACAUCCGGGAAAAAUUGCCGGAUAUGAAGGCGAGGCUGAAUACGUUGAUGGGCCAGACGCAGCAGGAGUUGAAUGCGUUCGGGGACGCCACAUUCCUUGGCGAACAACACCGGGGCUCCCUCAUUCUCAAACUCAUGACUGAAUUCUCCAAAGACUUUGUCUCAUCAAUAGACGGCACCUCCCUCGAGAUAUCCACCAAAGAGCUAUCUGGCGGCGCGCGCAUCUACUACAUUUUCAACGACGUCUUUGGGCACGCCCUCACGUGUAUCGACCCGGCCCACAACUUGUCGCUAGGCGAUAUCCGGACGGCCAUUCGGAACUCGACGGGACCGCGCCCGAGCCUGUUUGUCCCCGAGGUGGCGUUUGAUUUGCUGGUCAAGCCUCAAAUCAAGUUGUUGGAGGGGCCGAGUUUGAGGUGUGUCGAGUUGGUUUAUGAGGAGUUGAUGAAGAUCUGUCAUAAUUGUACUAGCCCGGAAUUGCAGCGAUUCCCUAGGCUAUUGACGCAGCUAGUAGAGGUUGUCUCGGAGCUGUUGAGAGAGCGCCUCGGCCCGACGUCCGAGUACGUUUCGAGCUUGAUUGGGAUCCAGGCGGCGUAUAUCAAUACCAACCACCCGGACUUCCAAGCUGGUUCGGCGGCGAUCGCUAGGGCUGGACCUGCGCCUCAGGUCGCGCAAAAGGAACCGUCCCGGGCUUCAUCGCAAGACGACGAGGACGAGGAAUCCGGCUCCGAGCCCGAAACCCGACCGACCAAUUCCAAUCUCAAUGGUCCCCCUCAAGCCGCACACCACCCGCGCGCGGCAUCCACGUCGAUCCCCGACGCUCGUCGACCCAACAAGCUCUCGGGUCCUGGAUCGACCGACGAAAAGACCGGUGCGUCCGGAACCCUCGGUAAAUCCAGUCGGCGACAUCAACGCACAGCCUCCGGAUCUACCUCGACACCUAGCCACCUCCUUGCGCCGCAACCGCACACGGCCGCUUCGCUCGUCGGAGGCGGAUCGCCACAUACUGCCAAGGAGACGUUCUUGAAUUAUUUCUUUGGGGGCCCGGGUGGGGGUGGGCAGGGCGGAGAAGGGGGGAUGCAGCAGAUGCGGCAAGGUCAGGGCCAGGGGCAGGGGCAUGAUGGCCGGCAGAGCCAAGGCCAGAGCCAGGGGCAGAUGCAGAUGGAUAUAUUGCCUGAUUUGGGCAGUAGAAGGGGGACGAUGAGUCGCGCGAGUGGGCUGGAGAGCUCUGGGGCAUACGAUAUGCGGAGUUUGGGGAAGCAUAUCGAUUUGUCACCCGCGGACCACCCAUUCCAGCUCAGCCCGAGGGAAGAGAUGGAGACCACCCUCAUUCGUAGCCUUAUCGCCAGUUAUUUCAAUAUCACCCGCCAGACGAUCCAGGAUCUGGUACCCAAGGCAAUCAUGCACCUCCUGGUCAACUUUAGCCGAGAAUCGAUCCAACAACGCCUCGUCACGUCCCUGUACAAGCCGGACCUGUUCGCCGAGCUGCUGUUUGAGGACGAGGCACUGGUGGCGGAGCGGACGAGGGUCAAGAGUUUGUUGGAUGCGUACAAGGAGGCGUUCAAGAUCUUGAGUGAGGUCAGCUUGAAGGGGACGUAG